AUGUAUCCCGGGUUGAUGAGGACCUUCAACAUCCACAAUCCGCAGAUGGCAAUCUUUUUCGGUCAGACCGAGUCCGAGUCCGAAUCCGAAUCCCAUGACAAGCAGACGCCACCCAGACCCGAACUUUCAAGUGAAUUUCCCGGGGCGGGACACGGUGUUUCCCAGCAACACGGAUACGCUGCGCUGCGCAUUCGAAUCUUCAACGAUGCUGGAAAAGUAGAAUGA
Molecule: messenger RNA, 225 nt
Organism: Penicillium waksmanii
Lineage: Eukaryota; Fungi; Ascomycota; Eurotiomycetes; Eurotiales; Aspergillaceae
Exons: 1
Coding region: 1-225 (74 amino acids)
Source: RefSeq, a predicted model, not a curated record